AUGAAGCUGAACGGCACCCGUAUCGAACUCGAGAUCCGGACCAACGAACGCACCGGCGGUCUCAUCCAACGGCAGAAGAUGCCUCCACAACAAAGUCGUCUCCUGGUCAGCUCGCUCGCUCCCGGCACUCUCCUCCUUCUCCUCCUUGCCGGCGCCGGCGCCGGCGCUGCCUCGCCACCGCUUGUCGGCGUUUCUCCCCACGACGAGGCGUACUUCGCGCCGCAGGUAAUCUCCUGCAGGGACGGCUCAGGCUCAUUCCCCAAGAGCCGGCUCAACGACGGGUACUGCGAUUGCGCCGAUGGAACCGACGAGCCAGGUACUUCGGCUUGCCCGGAAGGCAAAUUUUACUGUACAAAUAUUGGAGACGAUCCUCGUCUCCUGUUCUCUUCGUUUGUGAAUGAUAACAUAUGCGAUUGUUGUGAUGGAAGUGAUGAGUAUGAAAGUGGUGUCCAUUGUCCAAACACAUGUAAAAAUAGCCAUGCCACUGCUGAGGUGGACAAUGGUGUUAGCGAGCUGUCAGUAGCACAUUUAGAUGGUACAAAUGUAAUUACUAGUAAACAUACACUGGACAUAGAAGAUCUUAUCCAGAAGCUAAGAGGAUUAAGAAUGGCUGCAGUCAUUGAACUGGGUCUUGUUGUAGGUAUUUUUGUUUUCUGCUUUGCUCGACGGAACACUCGUACAAGGAGGAGACAGCAUAUUUUGAAACGUUAGCUAAGCAGUUAAUUAAAGACGGGAGAUUGGAUGUGCAUGUGUAAGCUUUAAGCUACUAAGGAUGACUGAGAACGGGGAGAUGGGAAGAAGGCAUUUACCAAGGUCUCCAUGCAUAAUUAGACGGCACAUCUGCUGUUUUAGAAAGCUAGGCUACGAAAGCUGCAAUUUGUUGCCCUUCCUAGCACGUACUGUUGCUACCUUUCUGCCGGUUUACGGGCGAAGAACUCCAGAUCAAUGCUUGGGGUGUAGAUUAAGCUCCUACUUUGUUUGUGUUUUUUUGGUGGUGACGUGCUGAGGGUGGAGUCAGUGUUUUUCGCAAUCAUAGCCUGGUGUAGUAAUCGCAGCUUGACACAGGGGAGAAAUUGCUGCUUGUUGUAUCUGUUCUUGUUGUGGGAGGAUGACCCUGCUAGGGAGGAAGUGACUGAACUGGCAAGCUGGAGACUCUGAAGCCUCUCUUUGCUUUGGUUGCUGCAUCUAGUGCCUUCUAUCUGUGUAUCUAUUAUCUAACAUGAUGCUGGCCAUGGAUGUAAUGUUGGUGUAAUAAAAUACAAUCAAAGCUGAGGCUGUUGGCUUUCGCUGGAA
Molecule: messenger RNA, 1293 nt
Organism: Lolium rigidum
Lineage: Eukaryota; Viridiplantae; Streptophyta; Magnoliopsida; Poales; Poaceae
Exons: 6
Coding region: 1-711 (236 amino acids)
Biological process (GO): N-glycan processing
Cellular component (GO): glucosidase II complex
Source: RefSeq, a predicted model, not a curated record